AUUGUCUCUUCCCUUCUUCUUAAUUUCAUCCACCUACCUGCGCUAAACGUCUCCUGUAUUCACUCGAGUCCUAUUCCAUCGCUGCGAUUUCGCAGCCUUUACAAUCGGCAAUGGCGGGUCAAGGAGAGGCGGCGGAUUACUACAAUGAUCCCAAUUCGCGCAAGGACGACUAUCAAAUGCAGCAACCAUACUACAACAACAAUGGCAACGGCAACGGUCAAGCGUACGGAAAUCGCCAAUACAACGGACCACAGCACAUGCCUCCCCCGCCCACCUACAACCAGAACUACAGCCAGUCGGAAACCAAGCCAACCUACAAUCAAGCCUUCAAAGUCGAGAAACCCAAGUACAACGACAUCUGGGCCGGCCUGCUCUUCCUCGCCGUUUGCGCAGGCUUCGUCGCCGUCUCGGGUAUCGCUCUACAGGGCUACGCAGCGACAUAUGGCUUCCAGGGCGGCGGGAUAUAUGGAGGGAGCAACAAUUUCGGCCUCGACACCAACACCAUUGUCCUCUUCAUCUUCUGUCUCGCUGUAGCGCUCGUGCUCGGCUAUGGCUACGUCUGGGUCGCGCGCAUGUUCACGAAGCAGUUCAUCUGGAUUACCGGCAUCUUGCAUAUCGUGUUCAUGCUGGCGACCGCUAUCUACAUGCUCUACCGGAAAUACUAUAGCGGAGGAAUCGUCUUCCUUCUCUUCGGUGUGUUCGCUGCGUUCUGUUUCUACACCUGGAUUCCCCGGAUUCCUUUCAGUGUUCUGAUGCUACAGACUGCAAUUGAUGUGUCGAAAACGUAUGGACAUACGUAUCUCGUCUCGUUCAUUGGGGGCAUCAUUGCUGUUGCUUUCGGGGCAUAUUUCAGUGUUACCCUGGUGGCCGUCUACGCAAAGUACGAACCCGGCGCAAAUCCCGCAUGCAGCGCCGGCGGCAAUUGCAGCUCGGGCAUUGUCAUCGGGCUCAUCGUCUACCUCACCUUCGCGGCAUACUGGAUCUCCGAAUGGCUCAAGAACACCAUCCACACGAUCUGCAGCGGAGUGUACGCCUCGUGGUUCUUCGCGCCCAGAAACCCUCCUUCUGGAGCAACUCGGGGUGCCACUCGUCGCGCCUUGACGUACAGCUUCGGCUCAAUCAGUUUCGGCAGUCUCAUUGUUGCCAUCAUCAACAUGCUUCGACAGAUCUGCUCGAUUGCGCAGCAGUCUGAGGCCAACUCGGGGAAUAUGGCCAUGGCUUGCUGCUUUUGCAUUCUUCAAUGCUUCAUUGGCAUCCUGGACUGGGCUGUGCAGUUCAUCAACAGAUACGCUUUCUCUUUGAUCGCCCUGUACGGAAAGUCAUACAUCCAGUCCGCCAAAGAUACCUGGAAAAUGAUCAAAGACCGCGGAAUCGACGCGCUCAUCAACGAAUGCCUGAUCGGCCCCGUCUUCACCAUGGGCGCCAUGUUCGUCGCCUACGCCUGCGCCCUCAUGGCCUACGUUUACAUCGUCUUCACCGACCCGGCCUACAACCGCAACGGCGACUUCACUCCAGUCGUGGUAGCAUACGCCUUCCUCAUAGGCUUGCAGGUUGCGAACUGCUUCACCGUGCCGCUCUCCGCUGGAAUUGAUACCUUAUUCGUCGCCAUGGCGUGGGAUCCUGAGGUCUUGAUGAACGAGCACCGUGAACUGUACCAGCGUAUGACGGCAGUCUACCCCCACGUACAGCAAGCUAUUCACGCGUAAGAGGUACCAGGGAUUGUCGAGACCUUUGCGCUUGAUUGCAGGGCGGCAAUGGUAUAGAAAGGCGUUGGGUUUGGGACAAAUAUUGUAUCGUAGAUGGGUGUGCCUUUAUGGAUCAUCUCCGGGGUCUCACGGAUGUGUGGACGUCUCGUCCUGGAACACUCUGCUUCCUCUCCAUUGAUAGUGGAUUGGAGAAGAGCCUUUUCGUGUACGGCUUGCGCGUUUCUGACACACGUUGUGCACACGCGUAAUCUGACCAAGACCGUCAUCGUCCUACUUAACCUUACCAAGAUUGUCAUCGUUCUACUUGUUGUUACUCACUGUCGCUACGUUUCAUCUAUCUUACGUCCUUUGUGUCUUUGGUGCUUGGUCGAUUGUGCCUGCGAGUGCAACGUUUGAGGAAGCCAGCACACAAGGCUGGCUCACUGGACUAAAGUGAGGCUCAUGGAUGGACAACAUCGAGC
Neohortaea acidophila is the source of this 2167-nucleotide messenger RNA. Its product is annotated as plasma-membrane choline transporter-domain-containing protein. The transcript is spliced from 5 exons. Gene Ontology annotation, cellular component: plasma membrane. Gene Ontology annotation, molecular function: transmembrane transporter activity. The record is from RefSeq and is a predicted model, not a curated record. NCBI's taxonomy places the organism in Eukaryota, Fungi, Ascomycota, Dothideomycetes, Mycosphaerellales, Teratosphaeriaceae. The coding region runs from base 111 to 1706 and encodes 531 amino acids. Gene Ontology annotation, biological process: transmembrane transport.